UCUGUCAUCGACCAUCGUAUUUUAGGUUCGUGUAUCGUUUAGGAUAGUGUACAGCGACGUAAUGAACAAAAAGUGCUGUAAUUUCUUGAUAUUCUCUCUGCUAGUUUGUCCCAUACUGGCAGAAUGGAACACACGGGACUACGUGAGAAGAGAACACUCGCUAACAAAACCGUAUCAGGGCAGCGGAAUGUCUGUGCCGUACUGGGACUUCCUAGGUAGUACAAUCGUCACUUCCAACUAUGUCCGCCUGACCCCAGAUUUGCAAUCCAAAGCCGGCGCGAUUUGGAACACAGUGCCAUGCACCACCCGCAACUGGGAGAUCCAAGUGCAGUUCAAGGUCCACGGCCGAGGGAAGGACCUCUUCGGAGACGGUUUCGCGAUCUGGUACGUGCGGGACCGCAUGCAGCCGGGACCGGUGUUCGGCAGCCGAGACUUCUUCCAGGGGCUGGCCAUCAUACUGGACACGUAUAGCAACCAUAAUGGCGCGCAUAAUCAUCAACAUCCUUACAUUUCGGCGAUGAUCAACAACGGCUCGCUCCACUACGACCACGACAGAGACGGCACACACACACAGCUGGCGGGCUGCGAGGCCAAGUUCCGCAACUACAACCACGACACACACCUGUCCGUCGUGUACAGAGACGACACGCUCGUCGUGUCAACGGAUCUCGAAGGCAAGAACGCUUGGAAAGAGUGCUUCAGGGUUGAGAAUGUGCUCCUACCGACAGGGUACUACUUCGGUGCAUCUGCCAACACUGGAGACCUGAGUGACAACCAUGACAUUAUAGCUAUCAAGAUGUAUGAGCUGGAUUUGUUGGACUCUCAAAACAAGGACGAGGACAGAUCACACAUAAUACCGUCCGCGGCUUCGUUCGAGGCGCCUCGGGACCGCAUCGAGGACGACAAACCGGCCAUGUCCGGAGUCAAGACCUUCCUCACCAUGAUGUGUGUGGCCAUCGUGAUCAUCAUACUAGUGGUACUGGGCAUCAUGUGGUACCAGAAACGACAGGAGCAGUCGAGGAAGAGGUUGUAUUAGAGGGUCAAUAUAUUUGAAGAUGCGAGUGCAAGAACCAGAUAACUAUAAGACUCGGCGAAACAUGGCGGUAGCGGUCAUUGACUCCCUGUUAAAACUUGUCAUUUUCUAU
Molecule: messenger RNA, 1145 nt
Organism: Aricia agestis (brown argus)
Lineage: Eukaryota; Metazoa; Arthropoda; Insecta; Lepidoptera; Lycaenidae
Product: vesicular integral-membrane protein VIP36
Exons: 6
Coding region: 62-1036 (324 amino acids)
Biological process (GO): Golgi organization; endoplasmic reticulum to Golgi vesicle-mediated transport; endoplasmic reticulum organization
Cellular component (GO): COPII-coated ER to Golgi transport vesicle; endoplasmic reticulum membrane; Golgi membrane
Molecular function (GO): D-mannose binding
Source: RefSeq, a predicted model, not a curated record